Trichoderma asperellum CBS 433.97 is the source of this 570-nucleotide messenger RNA. RefSeq lists its product as uncharacterized. The record is from RefSeq and is a predicted model, not a curated record. NCBI's taxonomy places the organism in Eukaryota, Fungi, Ascomycota, Sordariomycetes, Hypocreales, Hypocreaceae.
AUGUCGAACCUCCCCUCGCAACAUCCCACCCUCUCCCUCCACCUCACCGACCUCACUCUCACCCCGCUCAUCACGUCGUCCUCGUCGGAAAGCCACCUCGAGUCCCUCACCAAACUCACCUCCAGCGCCAUAACCUCUCAGACCACCGCCCAGCGCGCCAACCUCGGCCGCCCGCAGCGCAUCAUGGUCGAGUACCCAGACUCCGGCGCCGUCGUCUUACAGUCCUACCUCGACCCCAGAGAAUCCGGCGGCGGCGGCGAUCUCUCCGAGGAGUCGGACUCGUUUUCAAAAUACAAGUACAGAGACGAGCACGAGCACGACCAUGACCACCAUGUCGGCGACGAUGACAGCAGCAGCACCCGCACCCCGGACACGGCAAGGCCCGCCAUCGACGACACCGUGGCGCCCGCUCUGAUCAGCGUCGUCGUCGCUGCUACAUCGGACGAUGCGAGAGAGGCCCGGCGCGCUGCUGCGAGGCUGGAGCGCAUCGGCCGAGAGUUUCAGCGGGAGUGGACGGCACAGGGGCUGGAGCAGGACAAUGACGGGAGGAGCAGCAGCAACGCCGACUGA